Molecule: messenger RNA, 6350 nt
Organism: Hyla sarda
Lineage: Eukaryota; Metazoa; Chordata; Amphibia; Anura; Hylidae
Gene: LTN1
Product: listerin E3 ubiquitin protein ligase 1
Exons: 30
Coding region: 143-5416 (1757 amino acids)
Biological process (GO): rescue of stalled cytosolic ribosome; ribosome-associated ubiquitin-dependent protein catabolic process
Cellular component (GO): cytosol; RQC complex
Molecular function (GO): ribosomal large subunit binding; zinc ion binding; ubiquitin protein ligase activity
Source: RefSeq, a predicted model, not a curated record
UGACGGUGAAAGAGCAGAAGACGUAAUCGAUCGCCGAUCCGGUACAACUGAUCCCUCUCAAGAAGUAAUCAAUCGCCGAUCCGGUUACGUUGCGGCGGAGGGUUCAGCGUGAGUUGCACCGGGCCCCCAGUUUGAGCGGAGAAUGGGGGGAAAGAAUAAGCAGAGGACGAAGGGAAAUGUCCGGCCAUCGAGCAGCGGACGGGCUGCAGAGCUAUUGGCUAAGGAAAGCGGCACAGUCCCCGGAUUUAUUGGGUUUGGCGCAACGCAGAGCGACCUGGGUUAUGUCCCUGCCGUGCAGGGAGCAGAGGAGAUUGAUAAUCUCGUUGAUGCAGAUUUCCGAAUGGUCCUGCGCAAGCUUUCCAAACGUGAUGUCACCACAAAACUAAAAGCAAUGCAGGAAUUUGGUACAAUGUGCAAGGAGAGAGAGAUGGAGGUUGUUAGAGGCGUCCUUCCCUAUUGGCCUCGCAACUACUGUAAGAUCUCCUUGGAUCACGAUCGUAGAGUAAGAGAAGCGACUCAACAAGCCUUUGAGCAGCUGAUCCUGAAAGUGAAGAAACAUUUGGCUCCUUAUUUGAAAAACCUCAUGGGGUUCUGGCUCAUGGCCCAGUGUGACCCCCACUCCCCCGCAGCCAGCGCAGCCAGAGCCGCCUUUGAAGCAGCGUUCCCUCCACAUAAACAGCCGGAAGCUCUGGCGUUCUGCAAAGAUGAAGUCCUGAAUGUUUUGCUCGAUCAUCUGCUGAAAGAAACCCCGGACUCUCUAAGUGAUCCACAGACUGUUCCGCCUGAAGAAAGAGAAUCGAAGUACUUCAGGGUUGUCACGUGUUCAUUGCUGGCGUUGAAACGUCUCUUCUCCAUGUUGCCAAGCAGUGAAAAUGAUGCCCUACAAGACAGAUUGGCGCACCUGCUGGCACAGAGCAAGUUCUGGAAAUACAGCAAACACCAGUCGCCGACUAUUCGCUCGGCUUUCUUUGAGCUGGUUUCAGCCUUCUGCCAGUAUCUGCCGUCCCUCAUAAACACUGAAGCGGCUCGAGUGUGCCCGGCUGUGCUGCUGAGUAUUGAUGACAGCGAUGCUGUGGUGUGCCCGGCUCUAUGGGAGUCCAUCCUGUACACAAUGACCACUAUAGAGAACUGCUGGGAUCACGUAAAUGCCAAGAAGGGAGUUCUACCCAAGCUGUGGACGGUGCUGAGAGAGGGAGGAAGAGGACUGGCUACUAUAAUCUUCCCCAAUCUGCUGCCGUUUAUUAGCAAAAUCCCCAAUAAAAUAACUCAGCCGCGGGCGGACUUCUACAGCACUUUGUUCGACUCUUUAAUCCAAGGCCUGUCCAGUGACCGAGCUGUUUCCAGCCCCACAGAAUGUUCCGCCAUCCUGAGCGCCUACACAGAAUGUCUUCGCUUCACCAUGCAGGAAAACCUAAGAGAUGGCGAGGAGAGCGCCAAGAUUCGUCAGUCGCUUAUUAUUGACCAGUUGAUCCCUCUUAUCGACUCCUCAGUAAAAGACUCACGACUACAGAGCAGUCCGCUGUUUGGCCUCGUAGAGGAGACCAUCCAUUCGUGGGAGACAAAAGCAGGAGGCCAGGAGGCGGGAGAAGACCUUACCGAGACUUACUCUGCCGUGUUGUCUUCCUUCUGGGAAAGUUUGGAGCAGGUGUGUGUCGCCCAAGUGGACGUCAUAGAAGCCGGAGAGAGGGAACUGGCCGGAGUUUCGGGGCUUCUACAAGUCAUGCAGAACCCAAAUUGUUCUCAGAAGGCAACGAAAAAGAAGAAAGCCAAAAUCAGAUUUACAGAUGAAGACGACGACGUGAAGGACAGCGUGGAUUCUCUGAUGGCUUCCGUCUCCCGGACAAAGGACGGGGACCGAGGUCUGAACGACCUAAGAAAGGAGCGUCUCCAGGACCUGGUCUGUAAGCUGGCAGAGCUAAGCAUGGUGUACAUCACCGAACAAGGGUCCAACCGGCACCUGAGGUUUCUGGCAGCUCUUCUUAGCACCUUCUCCUCUCUCAGGGUGUUCCAUGUGCUUCUAGAACAAAGCAGUGAAGACGACACAUGUCUGAAUUCCGGAAACCCAGCCGUGCAGUUCUUGCAUCAAAAAUUAACAAUUUGGCUUAAAGAAGGCACCCGAGAAGAUGCCGACUUCUUAGUAGACAUCCUGUAUAGUGUCCUGAAUUGUUGUCCCGUGGCUUUGGAGAGAAAACUUCUUUUGGACAGCUUAGUCAAGAUGGAGUUUCAGUGGCACAUUCUCCUUUACAUCAUUCAGAAGGCUUGUUCAGAUCCUGUAAAACACUCCUUGAUCUGUGAUUGGCUGAAAGGCGAGGUUCUGGGUGACAAGCUGAUCGCUCUAGCCGGUGAUCUGUGCAGCGCAGGAUUGGUAGACAGGACAAGACAACAAGAGCCGUACUGCAGCGAUAAGUGGGCUCUGCUGAGUCUGGUUCUGUCCGAACACGUGAAGAACGAGGCUUUGAUUGCUGAUGUCUACGUAGAGAAGAUCAUUGAUAAACUCCACAGCGCUUUGGUUCAGGCCAGAGACCUCUCUGAAGCCGGGGACAUUGAGCAGCCGGUGUCCUUUAUCUGUGACCUGGCCUCCAACUUCUUCAGUUCUGUAAAGGACUGCCUUCAGAUGCCGUCCGCCGAGGACCUGCUCCUCACCAUCUUCCAGCUCUGUGCACAGUCCUCUGACACCACUCACUUAUCAGAAACGUUAUUGUUAAAGCUGAAGAACACGUGGAUGUCCGGACUGAAUUCCCUGGUCCACCAGUUCCACAAUAUACCACAUGGAGGCGCUUUCUUGAAACGCUCUGCCCUGUGGGUCAAAGAUCAGAUGGAGACCUCACAUUUCACUGUCCAGAGUUUACAGUCACUUAUAGUCGCUGUCGAUGAUCUACACGGCAAGAUUCUUCAGUCUGGUCCGUCUGCUGCUCAUAUUCUGGCCGAGCUCUUAUCCCAAAUGAUGCCAAGUGACCAGAAGUGGCAGAAGAUGCGUCACUGUCUCCCAGGGCAGUGGUCAAGCAAACCCCUCUUGGAAGGCCGGAUAAGCCUGAACUCGGAAACAUCUGGGGCAGAUCUUAAAUCCUUCCCUAAGACUUGGCUUCCCCACCACCUCUGCUCAGCCUCCCUGCUCAGCAAAAUGGCUUUCCGAAUACUGGAGAACGACGCGUUUUCGAAAGACAAGGAAAUUGAAAUGAAAACAAACAUUGCCGUUGCAGAGAUGCUUUAUAGCUUACAGUGGUGUGAGGAGCUGGAGAGACCUCCGGCUGCUAUUACAGAGUGCUGCCAUAUGCUGAGAACAAUGGCCGUCACCCAGGAGAGAGUGAAGACGCUCGGUGCCCAUCAGUCUGCCCUGCUGGAGCUGCUCCAUACCAGGUCAUUAGAAAGUGGAACAAUCUGGUCCCUGACCCUUCACAAGCUUAUACAAUUGAUCGCUCCGGGACAUGAUGAUCUGAAGCAGCUGACAGCGAGCACACAGAGCUAUUUCCCUAUGACCCAAGGCGGCCUGCACACCGUUCAGUGUCUCUCGUCAUUCUUACAUAAAGAAGAAAAGGAGUCUCUGAUAAUCCAGUUUGUCUCCCGCCUCAUGUCCUGUGCUGGGACUGAUUUGUCUUGUAUAGAUGGAGGGUUCGGUUUUCUGGCCAUUAUUAAUUCCUGUCUGGAUGCGGAGUCUAUUCCUUCUCCUGAAGUUCUUCCCGGAAUUCUAAAAAUUCUUCUCACGUGGAAGAACACUCAGGAGGAUCUCUUUCUGUUCAGCAGUAAUCUGAAGGAUGCCGGCCUGGACCUUAUUGGCCUGAACAUUGAAAUCAUCAGAUUCUUUUCACUUCUCCUGAAAUACUCUGCGUCUGCUUUACCCAACCUGGAGGAUACAGAGUGGGAUUUUGUAAUGUGCUCCAUGUUAGCAUGGUUAGAGACUGCGUGUGAGAGCUCCGCACUCUACCAUGUACCGCUCGUCCGGCUAUUUGCUUGCGUAAGUUGCGACCUGGCUUCGGAUUUAUCUGCUUACUUUCAAUCUGUCAUCACCAACACUGCCGAAAAGCUUCCCGCAAAUCUUAUCUCCGAGUGGAAGGAGUUCUUUUCGGAAGGAAUCGAUGCCUUGCUGUUACCUUUGUUGGUAAAAAUAGCAGGGGAGCACAAGGCUCCGGAGGUUUCCCAUCACACCUCGGUGCUGCAGUCACUGGGCGAAGCUUUGUGCUUCAUCUCCAAGGAGCAGCUGCUGAACCACAAGCUCCCGGCCAAGUUUGUUGCUGGACAGAAAAGCAGCCUCUCGGACGGUUUACAGAGCUUGCUGAAUACGCUGGCCCCGCUCCUGCUGUAUAGGGACAGAGCCGUGCAGAUCACAGUCUACCAUAUGCUAAAUAAAAUCAUGGUGGAUCUGCCAGCGUUUGAUGAAGACCAUGGAUCUGAGGAUGAAGAGGAACCAGCUUUAUCCCCUCCUGCCGCUCUUAUGUCUGUCUUGGCUCUUCAAGAAGAUUUAGUAGAAACUAUUCUAGAAGGAGUCCAAGUGGGAGAAUUUGCCAUAAUCCAGCCAUUGAAAGAAGAGUUCUGCUUUGUUCUUGGUUAUCUUCUGACUUGGAAGCUCAUACUGACGUUCUUCAAGGCUGCGUCAUCUCAACUGCGGGCGCUCUACUCUCAGUACCUAAGAAAAACAAAGAGCUUGAAUAAACUUCUUUACAACUUGUUUAAGCUUAUGCCUCAUACACCGAUCCUCCCUGGCCAAGCUACCGAUGCGACCUGCAAAGAACCCAAGACCUUCUUUACUGAAGAGCUGAACUUAACUGUAAAGGGUUGUACCACGCUGCAGUAUGAGAUUCCCCAUUUGGCAUGUUGUGUUUAUCACAUCACGUUGAAGGAUUUGCCGGCCAUGGUCCGUCUGUGGUGGAAUGGCUGCGAGAAGAGGGUCUUCAGUGUGGUUGACAAAUUUACUAUGAAGUAUGUGAGCGGAGUGUUGUCUUCUCAGGAAAUCUCCUCCGUACAAUCCAGCACUCAGAUGUUUGAUGGCAUGGCGGUCAAAGCUCGUCCGACUACCCGGGAAGUCAUAGCCACCUAUUCCGUAGAUGACAUCUGUAUAGAGCUCAUCAUCCAGCUACCGCAAAACUACCCCCUUGGCUCCAUCACCGUAGAAAGCGGCCGACGGGUAGGCGUAGCGGUUCAGCAGUGGCGCAACUGGAUGUUACAGCUCAACACUUACCUUACGCACCAGAACGGGAGCAUAAUGGAAGGCCUUGCCCUCUGGAAGAACAAUGUAGACAAGCGGUUUGAAGGCGUUGAAGACUGUAUGAUCUGUUUCUCGGUCAUUCAUGGUUCCAAUUAUUCCUUACCUAAAAAAGCCUGCAGAACCUGCAAAAAGAAGUUCCAUUCGCAGUGCCUGUACAAAUGGUUUACCUCAAGCAACAAGUCCACGUGUCCCCUGUGCAGAGAGACAUUCUUCUAAGAGUGCCCAGAUGUAACGCACACUCACAAUCUCCGACAUAAAUCCGGCGAGGUCCUUGUACAGCUUCACCUCUACUACAUUCAACCAACUAUAUGCGACCGAUCUUCUAAUGUCCCCUAUAGACGUACAGUGGCUGUGGAAAUGGUGUUUUUCCUAUUUCUUCUCCAUCCAUAAAUGACCUUGUGCACAACUCCUCUUACCAUCUGGUUGAGCUAUAACACUUAGUACUGAAGCUGCCGUAACGUAUUACAGAAAGUAUAAAUCAGACCGCUGUCAGAAGCCGGAAAAAGAAAAACGAAUAAAGAACAUUUGCGUUUUAAAGAACUGGUGGCAUAAACGCCGUGAUACCUGUAAAUGAUGCUUUGUCCUCCCUCGGAAAUUAGAUUUAUUUUAAAUAAAAUACUGUGGUAAAUUGUUGUUGUAAACUUUUUUUUUUUUAAUGUUGAACAGAGAUUGGUUCAUAUAAAUGUGUAUGCCAACUGGUGCGCCUCCAGCUGUUGCAAAACUACAACUCCCAGUAUGCCCAGACAGCUGUUGACUUUCAGUGUAUGCCAUUGGCUGUCAGAGUAUGCAGUGUUGGCUGUCAGUGUAACUUGUAGUUUAGCAACAGCUGGAGGCGCACCAGUUGGGAAUCACUGAUUUAACAAUUUCAUGACCCAGCUAAUUUUUUUUUUUCUGACACGUUUUUUUCUUCCUUACCUUCUAAGACCAUAACUUUUUUAAUUUUCGACUGAAAAAGUUGUAUAUAUUAUAUGUAGGGCAAAAUUGGAAAAAAUAUGAAAUUGAACAAUUUUGUAUGGCAAUAAUUUUUUGGGAGUUCAAAAUAUGGUAAAUCUGAGACUCCAUCUUUAUUCUGUGAGUCAGUAUGAUUCCAAUGAUACCAAACUUGAAUCAUUUUUGUUUCAUUUUAUGGUUAAAAAAAAAUUAAACUUUG